Messenger RNA from Maudiozyma saulgeensis, 1383 nucleotides. Lineage: Eukaryota; Fungi; Ascomycota; Saccharomycetes; Saccharomycetales; Saccharomycetaceae. The record is from the annotation of a GenBank genome assembly.
AUGAGUAACAUCGUGGUAUUUGGUGGUGAUUCUAAUCCUGAGUUGGUUGCUAAGAUCUGUGAAAGUCUAGAUGUCAAGGCCUCAGAGGUUCAUUUAGGUAAAUUUUCAAAUGGUGAGACUAGUAUUAGUAUCAAUGAAUCUGUUCGUGAAAAGGAUGUCUAUGUUAUUCAAAGUGGAUGCGGUCAAGUCAAUGAUGCAUUCAUGCAAUUGUUAAUCCUAAUUAGUGCUUGUAAGAGUUCAUCUGCAUCUCGUGUCACUGCAGUGAUGCCAUAUUUUUGUUAUUCAAGACAGCCUGAUAUUCCUUAUACAGCCAAAGGUGCACCAGUAAUUCAUAGACCGCAAAAGGAAGGUGAAGCAAAAUUGACCACUAGAAGACCAGGUGCAGAUUCAUCUUUUAAAAGUUUGAAUAGUGUUAUUAGAUCUACGAUUAAUUUAGAAAAUCCACAACCUGUUCGUGCACCUGAAUUAACAACAUCCAAAUCAUUUUCAAGAAUUCCAAUGAUUCCAGGUUCGAAAUUACAAAAUAGUCAUACGAACGGUGAUGCUGAAGAUUUAUUUAAUGCACAAAAUGCAGGUUAUAAACUUUGGGUAGUUCAAGCUGGUACAUUAAUUGCUAAUUUAUUAACUGAAGCAGGUGCAGAUCAUGUUAUUACAAUGGAUCUUCAUGAUCGUCAAUAUCCUGGAUUUUUUGAUAUACCUGUUGAUAAUUUAUAUUGUAAACCAUUAGCACAAAACUAUAUUCAACAUAAUAUACCAAAUUAUGAAGAUGCUGUAAUUGUAUCACCUGAUGCGGGUGGUGCAAAACGUGCAACAGCUAUUGCAGAUGCAUUGGAAUUAUCUUUUGCUUUAAUUCAUAAAGAACGUAGAUCACAAUUAUUAAAGGGUCCACCGGAUGCUACAUUAACUAGUGGUGGUACAUUACCUGUAUCAAAUAGACCAUUGGUAUCACAACCUGGUUCAAAUUUAAGACGUAGUUCCAGUAGUUCAUCAAUUAGUUCAAUAACUAGUUCGGAAUCUUCAAAAUUUGUUCAAACUACAAUGUUGGUGGGUGAUGUUCGUAAUAAAGUGUGUAUAGUUGUUGAUGAUUUAGUUGACACCUCCUAUACAAUUACAAGAGCUGCAAGAUUAUUAAAAGAACAAGGUGCAACAAAAGUGUAUGCAUUAAUUACACAUGGUUUGUUCAGUGGAGAUGCAUUAGAACGUAUUGCAGCAUCAGAAAUUGAUCAAUUAGUUGUAGCUAACACCGUACCACAACAACAAACUGUUGAAUAUUUAGGUAAUGAUCGUGUUGACAUUAUUGAUGUAUCUCGCGUAUUUGGAGAAGCUAUUCGUCGUAUUCAUAAUGGUGAAUCUAUCUCUAUGUUAUUUGAACAUGGUUACUGA